GAGGAGGCUCUGCUGAAGCUGCUGCCAGUGAUCAAAGUCUCUAAGAAGGUUGAGUGGCUGUAACCUCACAGAAAGAAGCUGUGAAGCUCUGUCCUCAGUCCUCAGCUCCCAGUCUUCUAGAUUGAGAGAGCUGGACAUGAGUAACAACAACCUGCAGGACUCAGGAGUGGAGCUCCUUUGUGCUGGACUUGGGAGUCCUCACUGUAAACUGGAAACCCUCAGGCUGUCAGGUUGUCUGAUCACAGAAAAAGGUUGUGAGUCUCUGGCUUCAGCUCUGAAGUCCAACCCCUCCCAUUUGAAAGAGCUGGACCUGAGCUACAACCACCCAGGAGACCCAGUGAAGUUCCUGUCUGCUCAACUGGAGGAUCCACACUGGAAACUGGAAACUCUCAGGGUCGAGCCUCAAGGAGUCCAGUGGUUGAGACCAGGUCUAAGGAAAUCUACCUUCUACAGUUUAUCAGGGGAACACCAAGGCAUUCCCAGGUCCUCCAAGAGCUAUAAUCUCGCCAGUGUGUCCUGGUCUGCCCCGGAUAAAACAUGCCCAGAACAUCUCAACCACGAGACACUCAGGAGGCAUCUUGUUCAGAUGUUCGAACCACCUCAACUGGUUUCUUUCGACGUGGAGGAGUAG
This is a messenger RNA of Archocentrus centrarchus (flier cichlid), 631 nucleotides long. RefSeq names its product ribonuclease inhibitor-like. Gene Ontology annotation, molecular function: protein binding. Lineage: Eukaryota; Metazoa; Chordata; Actinopteri; Cichliformes; Cichlidae. The coding region runs from base 137 to 631 and encodes 164 amino acids. The transcript is spliced from 5 exons. The record is from RefSeq and is a predicted model, not a curated record.